This is a messenger RNA of Oppiella nova, 1191 nucleotides long. The record is from the annotation of a GenBank genome assembly. Lineage: Eukaryota; Metazoa; Arthropoda; Arachnida; Sarcoptiformes; Oppiidae.
AUGAUCUGUGAAUGUGUCUCAUGUGUGUUGUCUUUGCCGUCAGUGUUGUCCACUUAUAACCAUUUGGUGAACACCUUUGAGGAGGACUUCUCUCAAGACAAUCAAAAUCUGAAGUCAAGAGUCCGUGAGUUGGAGAAGAGGAUCGAGACUCUGGAGAAGAGCGUUGACCACAAGUACCCAGAAGUGGAGCGAUUGUCUUACGCCGACCGCAAACGCAUUCUCAUCACCGGUGGCGCCGGCUUUGUUGGCUCUCACCUGUUGGACAGACUGAUGAUGAGUGGACACGAGGUGACAGUCGUCGACAACUUCUUCACCGGUCGUAAGAGGAAUAUCGAGCACUGGUUCGGACACAAGAACUUCGAGCUGAUCCAUCACGACAUCGUGAACCCGCUGUACAUAGAAGUGGAUCAGAUCUACCACUUGGCAUCUCCUGCCUCUCCGCCACACUAUAUGUUCAAUCCGGUGAAGACCAUCAAAACCAAUACCGUCGGCACUAUCAAUAUGUUAGGUCUGGCGAAGAGAGUGGGCGCCAAAGUGCUGGUGGCGUCCACUUCGGAGGUGUACGGAGACCCCGAAGUGCACCCCCAGAGCGAGGACUACUGGGGACACGUGAACCCAAUUGGUCCGCGUUCUUGCUAUGAUGAGGGCAAACGAGUGGCCGAAUCCCUGUCCUAUGCUUACGCCAAACAGGAGAACCUGUCCGUCAGAGUCGCCAGAAUUUUCAACACUUAUGGCCCGCGAAUGCAUGUCAACGACGGAAGGGUUGUCUCUAAUUUCAUUUCGCAAUCUCUUCAGAACCAGUCGAUCACUGUUUACGGGACGGGAAGGCAGACCCGUUCCUUCCAAUACGUCAGUGAUUUAGUGGAGGGUUUGAUAGCAUUGAUGACCAAUAAUAUGACACUUCCGGUCAACUUAGGCAACCCCGAGGAGUACUCGAUCGAUGAGUUCGCAUCUGUGAUAAAGCAUUUGGUGGGCGCUUCCAGUAGUGAUAUUGUCUAUAAGGAUAGCGUCGAAGACGACCCCCAGCGCCGUAAGCCAGACAUAUCGCGUGCCAUUAAAUAUCUUAAUUGGUAUCCAAAAGUUCCCCUCAAAGAAGGUCUCAUGAAAACAAUUAAGUACUUCAGAGAAGAGCUGAUCCACGCAAAUGCCAAAGAAGACGUCUCUAAUUAUUCUAAUCAUAUGUUCGCAUAG